Molecule: messenger RNA, 1592 nt
Organism: Diospyros lotus (date-plum)
Lineage: Eukaryota; Viridiplantae; Streptophyta; Magnoliopsida; Ericales; Ebenaceae
Product: mevalonate kinase-like
Exons: 5
Coding region: 177-1340 (387 amino acids)
Biological process (GO): isoprenoid biosynthetic process
Cellular component (GO): cytoplasm
Molecular function (GO): ATP binding; mevalonate kinase activity
Source: RefSeq, a predicted model, not a curated record
AGUCAUAUCGUACGACUCUCCCAUGGCUUUCUCCGCCCAUCACCAGUCCCUCAACUACGACUCUCGUCUUUCUCUCACGUGUACGUAUAUUUACGUACACACGGCCAGUGGGAGACCUGACCAUUGAGGGAGGAGAUCAAUCAGCAGAGCGACGAGGGGAGGGACGGAGUAAGUAAAUGGAGGUGACAGCAAGAGCUCCCGGAAAAAUCAUACUCGCCGGCGAGCACGCCGUCGUGCACGGAUCUACGGCGGUGGCCGCCUCCAUCGAUCUCUAUACUUACGUCUCUCUCAGCUUUCCCGCUGAUUCUGAUGAUGGCGAUCACUUAAAACUUCAUUUGAAGGAUAUGGCCUUAGAAUUUUCUUGGUCAAUUGUAAGAAUUAGAGAAGCACUGGGUGAGAUGGGUACUCAAAUUCCUUCAUCACCCUUGUCAUGCUCACCAGAAGCCAUUAAACUACUCGCAGCUCUAGUUGAAGAACAAAAUAUUCCGGAGGAAAGACUUACAAUUGCUUCUGGGGUUACGGCAUUUCUUUGGCUAUACACAUCCAUCCAAGGGUAUAAACCUGCAAAGGUGGUUGUCACUUCUGAGCUCCCACUUGGCUCUGGCCUGGGUUCUUCUGCUGCAUUGUGUGUAUCACUCUCAGCGUCCCUGCUUGCUUUGUCAGGCUCUAUGACUCUAGAUUUCAGUCAGCAAGGAUGGCUAACGUUGGGAGAGAAUGAGCUGGAAUUGGUCAAUAAAUGGGCCUUUGAAGGCGAAAAAAUAAUCCACGGGAGGCCAUCUGGAAUUGACAACACAGUGAGCACCUAUGGCAACAUGAUCAAGUUUAGAUCUGGGGAGUUGACACGCCUCAAGUCCAAUAUGCCAAUAAAGAUGCUUAUAACUAACACAAGAGUCGGGAGAAACACAAAAGCAUUGGUGGCUAGUGUUUCAGAGAGGAAAGACAGGCACCCAAAUGCUCUGGCUGCUGUGUUUAAGGCUGUUGAUUCUAUCAGCAAUGAAGUGGCUACCAUUAUUCAAUCAUCUGCGCAUGAUGGCAUUGCUACAACUGAGAGGGAACAUAAACUAGAAGAACUAAUGGAGAUGAAUCAAGGGUUGCUUCAAUGUAUGGGGGUCAGCCAUGCUUCAAUAGAAACUGUUCUUCAAACUACACUGAAAUACAAAUUGGCCUCCAAGUUGACAGGAGCUGGCGGUGGAGGCUGUGUUCUGACGCUAUUACCAUCCCUGCUUUUAGGAGCUGAUGUUGACAAAGUAAUUGCAGAGCUCGAGUCCUGCGGUUUCCAGUGUUUGAUUGCUGGAAUUGGUGGAAAAGGUGUCCAAAUUUGCUUCAACUCUUCUGCCUGAUUUCUGCAGGAGCAGCUACCAAUCAUAGCAAGGAUGUACUCUGCUAGUAUUUUUUUUGUUUUUUAAACUGUACCACUCCAAAUUAAGAGCGUGAAUCUCGAACUCAGAGAUGUUGAACUCACUCGUUAAUGUUAUAUUAAUAUUAUCUUAAACUCACUCGUUAAUGUUGUAUUAAUAUUGUCUUGUAAUUGAAUUGAAUUGAAUUGGUAAUGUUGAGUAAUGCAAUGGGACUUUGCUUCUCCCUCCAUUCUG